Sipha flava (yellow sugarcane aphid) is the source of this 4373-nucleotide messenger RNA. RefSeq names its product rho GTPase-activating protein gacF (gene RhoGAP93B). Gene Ontology annotation, cellular component: cytoskeleton; cytoplasm. The transcript is spliced from 17 exons. Gene Ontology annotation, biological process: signal transduction. Gene Ontology annotation, molecular function: GTPase activator activity; protein binding. Lineage: Eukaryota; Metazoa; Arthropoda; Insecta; Hemiptera; Aphididae. The coding region runs from base 121 to 3576 and encodes 1151 amino acids. The record is from RefSeq and is a predicted model, not a curated record.
GUCAAAACCAAAUUUUCUCUACAGGACGUUUUAGUCCUUAUAACUAAAAGUUUUUCACUAUGUAAAUCAUGAAUCUGACUACAAUUAUAAUAGGAACAGCUAUUUAAUCACAAUAGUAAAAUGACUUCGGAACGGGUGGAAUGGGUUGAAAUAAUUGAACCCAGGACCAAAGAACAUAUGUAUGCAAAUUUAACAACUGGUGAAUGUGUUUGGGAUGCGCCUGUAGGAGUGCCUGUUAAAAAGACAGAUAACAAUCAGUGGUGGGAACUAUUUGACCCCAUUACCAAUCGUUUUUACUACUAUAAUACAGCUUCACAAAAAACGGUUUGGCAUCGGCCACUUAAUUCAGACAUUAUACCAUUGGCUAAAUUACAAACAUUAAAACAAAAUACUGAACCAGCUGUAAAUGAUGAAAAUGAUCGUAAACAGUCAAAAGAAUCAGUGUCAACUCAAACACCAGGGCGUAGUAGAGUAGUGUUUCCUCUUUCGUUAAGUAAUCAAACUUUGGGUAAUGUUGAAAAUGUUCGUACUUUCAAACUAAUGGACCCUAUUGCAUCAACAAAGCAUUCUGUAGAUUCUGAAACUCAAACUUCUCCGCUUACACCUCGUAGAUCUCAUCACCAUCACCAUCAUCAUCAUCAUCAGAAACAUCAACAACAAAUUAAUACACCUAGUCGAGGACGACGUGGAAAUCAACCUAAUGUUUGGUAUAAUCGUACUGCUUAUUCACAGGAUUCUGGUCGUUCAAGUGAUUCAAGUUGUGUCUCUAUACAGUCAUCUAGUUGCAAAGAUGCCUCUGUUGGUUUAUCAAUGUCUGCCAGCACACCAUUAUUUAGAAAAAAACUUUCACAGCCACCUACUCCUCAAAAUAAUCUUCCUAUCCAACGAAGUUCUUCCAAUGCUUCUCAAUACCAAUUGUUAUUAGGCAAACAAAAAAGCUUUGAUACCGAUAUAAGUAUUGGUGGUGGUUACAGUCUUGGUCACGAUAAUCGUAAUAACAGCUGUACUCGUCCUCGUCCACCUGUUGUACUGUCUUCCAGUUUAUCUAAUAGCCAGAUUUGUAGGAGCCAAAGUUUUGCACAGAAGUCAAUUAUUACAAAAAAAUCAAUAGAAGCUGAUGAAGAAGAUUCAAUGCAUGAAAAAUAUUUAGCACCAAGUGGAUUAUUAGGAAUGCCACCACGUCAUGGGAAAAAAUCUGUAGAAUCCACACCUUUGAGUUCACGGAAAUGGCAUUCUCAUUCUGACACUGGAUCUCCAACAACAUCUAAAUCACGAGCUCCCUUAACUCCAGAAUAUGCAAACUUUGCAGCGCCUCCUCCCCCAGCAAUUGCUCCUAGUCAAUCGAGUUCAAAGUCAUCUUUAACUCAAUCAAUAAAAACAAAAGAUCUUAAAGAUGCUGGACUUUCCAGUAGUGAUGAUGAUGAUUUUGAAGGAAAUGGUAACUCUAGUUCAAGCGUAUCAAGUAGUCCUCCAACAGCUAGUAAAAUUGAUCAUAGACUUAGAUCUGGCAACAAAACAGUAGACAACCAUUCAAAAGUGAGACCUAUAUCAAAUCAUUCAAGUUCAUCUAGUCAGCGUGGUGGAGCUGUUCGAAAAAGUGUUAGUCCAGCUACUUCUGAUCAAAAACAAGUCCCAUUAUACAGUAAUUUAGAUAUGUUUGAAGGAAGAAUUUUACCACUUCAUCAAUAUAUUUUAGAGCAAGCAAAAUUAUCAGGAUCAUCGUAUAGAUUUGGAGAUGUAGCUGGUCCUUUUUCUGAAGACGAUGCUGAAAUUGAAGAUUUAAUAAGUGUUAUGGGCACAGCUACUGGAUAUGAUAGUGAUGAGUUUGCUGAUGAUGAAGGUGCAAUUAGUCAGGGUGAACAAUCAAGCUCUCCAUCACCAUCAAAUACAUCUUCAAGACAUUAUUUAAGAGAUGAAUUAGAUUAUGAUCACUUGACUGCUAUGAGAACAUCUCAACCUCGAAGUUAUAAUAGUGAUGCUCGUGCAAAUGAUUAUAUGGUUGAAUCCAGUAGUAAUCAACAUUAUUACAAUACAGUUACAAAUACUUUGGCAUCUCAGAGAUCAGCCAAUCUAGUCACACCAUCAAUAUCUGAUCCAUUUAGCAAUUCUGCUCCUACUCUUCCUUUAGAAACUCAACAUACAUCACUUAGAAGACGUAAAGAUCAACAUGUUCAACCUACAGCUGCUUUGUAUUCUCCAAUUAUGGAAAGAAAUGAGUUUUUGCUGGCUCGUUAUGCCAACUCCAAUCAUGCUGUAUUCCACCCAUCAUUAUCUCAAGAUACUCGAUCCUGUUCACCUGCCUAUUACUACGAACAGAGUUCCAGAACUUUGUUGAAUCGUGAUAAAAAAACAACAUCUGAAAGUGAUAUUGAAAAGUAUGCCCAGGAUAAUUUAAAUAUACAUAAAAAGGGUAUAUUCCGGAAAAAAUUUUCUGUUAGGGAUAUGCUUUCAUGGUCCAAGGAUCCAAUUCGUAAACCUAUGUUGGUGCUGUCUGACAAAGCUUUAAAAAAAGAAGCUUGUGAUUUAUUUAAAUUGGUUCAAACUUAUAUGAGUGAUCGCAAAGCAAAAUUAGGCAUGACUUUAAACAGUGUAGCUUUAGAAAUAUGUAUGACUGGUUUUAUGAAACCUACUCUUAGAGAUGAAUUAUACAUACAAAUAUGUAGACAAACAACAGAAAAUCCUAGAAAAGAAAGUUUACGUCGCGGGUGGGAACUUUUGGCUAUUUGCUUAUCAUUUUUUCCACCUUCUCCUAAAUUGCAAAAAUACUUGGAAAGUUACAUGGAAAGACAUAGAGAUCCUGGCUUAGAUAGUUACGCAACUGAAGUUGGACGAUGGCCUGUUCAUGUACAAGUAAGCCAUUAUGCCAGUGUAGCCACUAAAAGGUUACAUCGAAUGGGAGUUGAUGGAAAAAAAGCAGUACGUAGACCCACACUAGAAGAUAUUGAACAAGCCAGAAUGCAAAUAUUUAGACCUAGUCUUUUUGGAAAUACAAUCAAUGAAGUUAUUGAUCUUCAAAAGGAACGUUUUCCUCACUACAAAUUACCUUGGGUACAAACUACUUUGUCUGAAUUAGUGUUAAGACAUCGUGGUGAUCAAACUGAGGGAAUAUUUAGAGUACCGGCUGAUAUGGAUGAAGUUAUGGCUCUUAAAAGUCGUUUAGAUGUGUGGGAAGUUCCUAGUUCUGAGGAGUUAACCGAUGCUCAUACUCCUGCAUCUUUAUUAAAACUAUGGUAUCGUGAAUUAUAUGAACCACUUGUACCUGAUCAUAUGUAUGCUGAAUGUAUUUCUGCACAUCAAGAUGCUCGCCGUGCUAUUGCUAUUGUUCAUCGAUUACCACCGAUAAACAAAGCUGUUUUGGCAUAUCUUAUUCACUUCCUACAACUUUUUACCAAACCAGAAGUUGUUCAUGUUACCAAAAUGGAUGCUAGUAAUUUAGCCAUGGUUAUGGCUCCUAAUUGUUUACGUUGUACAUCAAUCGAUCCUCGCGUAAUAUUUGACAACGCUCGUAAAGAGAUGGCAUUCAUGCGUUUGUUGAUUUUACAUUUUGACGCGUCCUUUAUGGAAGGCGUGUUUUAAACAGAUCUGUUUUGUUUAUUAACUAACUCUUGAAACUAUUGUAGUUUCAAAACUACACAAACCAAAGGUUACUAUUAUGACAGCUUAAUUGCACAUUAAAAUUUAAUUAUUUUUAAGCUUAUAUUAUUUAUUAACAUUAAUAAAUACAUUUUUAUGACUUCAAAUGACAUUAAUUUGGUAGUCUAGAUAAGUAAUAUGAUAUAAAUUAUGUUCAAAAUUUUACUUAAAUAAAUCCUAAUUACUUAAAUGAUAUUCCCUCCCACUGCCUGUAUGUUGUUUUAUUAUUAUAUAUAUAUUUUUUUUUAUAGCUUAUUUAUACUAUACCAUGUUUUUUUUAACUUUUAUUUUGCUAUAACCAUUAUAGUAAUAAACAGUAUUAGACUAUUUAAAAGUUUACUACUAAAAUGUUUAAAAUAGUCAACUGGUUUAGAAAAAUAAAUUGUAUACAAAUAAAUACAUUAUAACUAUACAUAGUAAUGUUUUAAAUUUUUUAAAUAUCCAAUAACAGAAUUUUUUAUUGUUAAGUUUCAUAAAGCUUAAUAACUAAUAGAAAUUGUUUUUCUAUGCUAUUGUAUAAGAUUAGAAUUCAUGUUAUUUUACUUUACAAAAAUACUUUACCUGGGAUAAGGUAAACAAGGGAUCUUUUAUUAUUAUUUGUUAGUCUCAAUGCAUUUAUUUUAAGUUCAGUUGUACCGAACAGCAGAACAAUGUUGUCAUUUUAAUUUUUAUACACUUUAUUCUUUCUUAAUUUCUUUGUGGUGUUAUUGUAUGAAUAAUAAAAGUUGGAAUUGUUUAUA